Messenger RNA from Hymenoscyphus albidus, 2178 nucleotides. Lineage: Eukaryota; Fungi; Ascomycota; Leotiomycetes; Helotiales; Helotiaceae. The record is from the annotation of a GenBank genome assembly.
AUGGUACUACUACUGCCUACACCUUCCACACUCGGAGGAAUUCUCGUGCGACAGAUAAGAAAUCGCUUGUCCUCGCCUUCCUUCCUGUCUGUACACCGAUUGUAUUUUUUAGCCAUCAUUUUCGUCUCUUCUAUUAUUUUCUGGCUGUUACCACAACACCAUCAAAGCGUUCCGUUUAUUGAUAGUCUUUUUCUUGUUGUUUCGGCGAUUACCUCAACUGGUCUGACCACCCGAAAUCUGAGCACGUUGAACACAGCUCAACAGAUUCUGAUAUGGAUAUUGAUCGUGGUCGGAAGCCCGACAUUCAUCAGUGUUUUUGUUGUUUGGGUGAGGAGAAGAGCUUUUGAAUCGAAAUUUGCAAAUGUUAUUUUUGGCAAGAGACAGAGUCCUGGUUCUAACACCCCCAACGAACCUACGAAUCGUCAGAACUUUAACCAGAGCUCAUCGGAUAUCGGUGACCCCUGCGCUACAACUUUGGCAAAUUCUCCAAACGAAAGUUCUUCAAAUUGUAAUGGCCCUAAUCAUUACUCCAUCUUUCAGACUAGAACCCUAACUCUUUCUCUAGUGGGACAAACAACUUCGCAAGAUCCCAAAAUAGAGGAAAAGAGCGGCAAUGACGACGAAAACGGAGCACAAAAGUCCUCCUUCACGGCUCAAACAUGUGUGACACCGAACGCACCCAACCUUCAUAGCAAUACUCCCACUCUGCUGGGAAAAUACUCGAAAACAUCGUUCCUUGAGAGUGUUCGUGUUUUUGGAAAUGCCAUGGUAGGACGGAACUCUCAAUUCUACGGACUCACACGCGACGAGAGAGAGCAACUUGGUUGUAUCGAAUACAAAGCUUUGAAACUGCUUAGUAUUUUAGUACCAGCAUAUCUAAUCAGCUUUCAAGUCAUUGGGUCUAUAGCGUUUGGAUCGUUCAUUUCAGCUCGUCAGGCAGAUAUCGCUUACCAAAAUGGUGUCAAGCCCUGGUGUGUGCUAGCAACACGGUUCUUCGAAGAAUUUACUGACAUCUCGCUGCAGGUGGCUUGGCGUAUUCAAUGGAGUUUCUGCUUUUAAUAAUGCUGGGAUGUCGUUAUUGGAUGCAAAUAUGGUAAGUCCCUCCUCCCCGGUCUGCAAACAUUCAGAUACCUAACAACUGUGAAGAUACCUUUUCAAUCAUCAUAUUAUAUCCUUCUUACGACCGCUUUUUUAACUUUGGCAGGAAACACUGCGUCAGUUCAUCCCACUCAGUGUCGGGAUUAUUAAUACUGAAUGCCAUUUAGAUAUCCAAUCUUUUUACGACUACUUCUGUGGUUAAUGCAUCGCAUAAUCCCCAAGUCCGGUCGACUCGAGGAAUGGGCCGACACCAUGGCAUUUAUCCUCAAGUACCCACGAAGGGUAUAUACCCAUCUCUUUCCAUCUACUGCAACAUGGUAUCUACUUCUUGUUCUCUUCGUACUCAAUGGAAUCGAUUUCAUCAGUUUCGAAGUACUGAACCACAACAACCCAGUCUUCCAAUCUCUUCCACCCACCAUCCGUAAUCUAGAUGGUUUGGUUCAAACGAUCUUCAUCCGCUCAGCAGGUUUCACAGUCAUCUCCAUCUCCUCUCUCCGAAUCGGGCUCCAAGCUCUUUACGUUCCCAUGAUGUUUAUAUCCGCCUUCCCCGUCGCAAUCACAAUGCGUAGCUCCAACGUCUACGAAGAACGCUCCCUCGGAAUCUAUGCAUCUCAACUCCAACAAAGUCAAACACCUCAAGCCCCAGAAAACGGAAGUCUCCUUACCCGCGCUUCACGAACUCGCCUCUACUUCCUCCGGCAACAACUCUCCCACCAACUCAGUCACGAUUUCUGGUUCGUAGUAAUCUGCGCAAUUGCGAUAAUCUGGAUCGAAACUGGAAGUUAUGAUAAAGACCCUUUCACAUUUUCUGUUUUUAACAUCCUGUUUGAGGUUAUUAGUGCAUAUUCUUGUGUUGGUCUUUCGGUGGGCCUACCGGAUCAGGCGUAUUCUUUGAGUGGGAAGUUUCAUACUACUUCCAAACUGAUUUUGUGUUUUUUGAUGUUUAGGGGGAGACAUAGGGAUUUGCCUGUAGCUAUUGAUAGAGCGGUACAAUUGCCUUCUAGUGUUGUGGGUGGUGGCGAAGAGGAGGAUACUGGUGAAAGUAGAAGUGUGGGGGUACAAGGUACUCAGAUAUACUAG